Messenger RNA from Botrytis cinerea B05.10, 783 nucleotides. RefSeq lists its product as hypothetical. The transcript has a single exon. The coding region runs from base 233 to 634 and encodes 133 amino acids. Lineage: Eukaryota; Fungi; Ascomycota; Leotiomycetes; Helotiales; Sclerotiniaceae. The record is from RefSeq and is a predicted model, not a curated record.
GAAUGGUGGUGGGGCCACCUCGCAUAUAUCGAUGUAUUCUCUGCCGCUAUAGUAGGCAGAUAGUUGACAAUACUGCAUUAGCAUCUACCAUAGCUUCAAAUUCAACAGAAGUUAGAUACUCCAACUACUCGAGGAUAUCGAUAUGUGAGCCUGGCGCAAAGCUUCACGAACGAAAUUUAGAACACAAAAUCAGCCAAGUCACAACCUCCCAACUCCCCCUCCCCCAAUCACCAUGUCCUACCCCGUCUAUCUCGUUUCCUCCUCCGGCCUCCCCAGAGACCACCACAGUAUUUUCAUCGAAACCAAUCUGCAUGGUCCUCGUACCGGACAUCUAUACCACGUGACCGGUAACAUCCAAACCGGCAUGAUGCAUUCGCAUCGCGCAAGUCUCACAGCCCCUGAAGAAGCACCCGAUUUUGGCGGGGUGAAAAAACUCCUCGGUAUUGUGAGAGUGGAAAAAUACGAACUGGUGCGUGAAAUUGUGGAUGCGAUUCCGGCGCCCGGGAAACAGUUCGAGGGGCCCAGAAGGUUGGAUAUGCGGGUGCCGUUGAGGAGAUGUCAGGAGUGGGUUCGGGAGGCGGUUGAUGCUUUGAGAGAGGCGAGGGUGUUGGAGUCGGUUGAGAGUGAAGAGUAAAGAGUAAAGGAAUGGAGAGUGAAGUCUUCUGGACCAUGGUGAAAUGUGUUGACUCUUCUCUUCGUGUAAUAGUAGUACCUUGCUAGAUGACAUAUUAUUCGAAUAGACAAUAGCAGCAGUCAAUCAACUCCAAUACAAAAAAACUAACA